Ylistrum balloti is the source of this 1386-nucleotide messenger RNA. Its product is annotated as beta-2 adrenergic receptor-like. Gene Ontology annotation, biological process: adenylate cyclase-activating adrenergic receptor signaling pathway. Gene Ontology annotation, molecular function: G protein-coupled receptor activity. Lineage: Eukaryota; Metazoa; Mollusca; Bivalvia; Pectinida; Pectinidae. The transcript has 2 exons. The record is from RefSeq and is a predicted model, not a curated record. Gene Ontology annotation, cellular component: membrane. Bases 1 to 1386 code for a protein of 461 amino acids.
AUGGCGGACUGGACAGUGUCCGUGGUGCAUGUGAAUUUGCCUUUCAACUUAACUUAUAACGAAACGUUCAAUCUGACGUCAAACGAAUCUGACGUCAUCCAGAACGAUCAAGCAUGGCUGAUGUGGCGGAGUGUGGGGAUGGGGAUAAUAAUGUACGCCGCAGUCUUUUUGACAAUUUGCGGAAACAUCCUCGUCCUUAUCGCAGUCGCUAGGAAUAAACGUCUUCAAACCGUCUUCAAUAUCUACGUCAUUAAUUUAGCUGUAACAGACCUGUUGGUUGCCGUCACCGCCAUGAGUUUCUACACUACGGAAACUGUUUUGGGUUACUGGCCCUUUGGCGAGUUUCUGUGUGGAAUCUGGAUAUUUGUGGAUUAUGGAAUGACGUUUGCGUCAGUUUUCACACUCAUAGCAAUCUCCGUGGAUAGAUUCUGGUCCGUGACAUGGAGUCUUCAUUAUCGAGCACACCAUAACAAGAUUAAAGCAGUGCGAGUCAUUGUAGCAGUGUGGGUCUUUACGCUAAUCCUGUGGCUGCCAGCAUGUAUAAUGGACAGACUCAACAACUCAAUACCCAACAAAUGCGUGUGGGAACCGUCCAAAAACAAAGAGUUUGUUGUCGUCAUUGCAACCAUUGGUCAUCACGGAGCAUUCACAGUCAUGGUUGUCUGCUACACCAAAGUCUUUUACACGCUUGUACAGCGCCAAAAAGUGGGGCUUGGUCAUUCACGACUCUCAGAGAGAUCGCCUAGAUUAGAAUCGCCUAUUAACAAUCGUUAUGCUAGACCAGGCCAAGAGAGUCCGGCGGAAUUGUCUGUAGAAAGUCAAAUUAACGUUGACACCUCAAGUGACUCUUCGCACGAUACACACCUGGCCAGGCUGGUCGCGUCACAUACACCGUCCGUAACCGCCACAGACACGGGACACGAAAAUGGGAACAAAUGUUACGGUAUCCAUCUCGAACCAAUAUAUAGUCCAACUGUGAAUUCCUCCACACAGACAGACAAUGAUAACGACUGUAUAAAAUGCCAAAAUGAAACAGGCAAGACCAAAAGGCGGCACAGAAGUUUCAUCAGCAGACACAGCAGGAAGCGAAAACAGAGAAAAGAGGAGGCAAAAUAUGAGAAACAUGAGAGGAGAGUGUUUACAACACUUACCUACAUCCUCGCCGGUUACGUGAUAUGCUGGCUUCCAUUCCAUAUCGUGUUUGACGUCCGAGCCGCCAAACCGGAAGCAGUAUCUUCCAUUGUUUAUAAUUUGACGUUUUGGUUGUCUUACCUCAAUUCAAUGAUCAAUCCGUUUUUAUAUAACUUUAGUAGUUCCGAUUUCCGUACAGCAUUUAAACAGUUGUUAUGUAAAAAUAAGCCUCCGACAGCUUCAACUAAACUUUAA